Messenger RNA from Cryptomeria japonica (Japanese cedar), 1556 nucleotides. RefSeq names its product U-box domain-containing protein 25. The coding region runs from base 131 to 1345 and encodes 404 amino acids. Gene Ontology annotation, biological process: protein ubiquitination. The transcript has a single exon. Gene Ontology annotation, molecular function: ubiquitin protein ligase activity. The record is from RefSeq and is a predicted model, not a curated record. NCBI's taxonomy places the organism in Eukaryota, Viridiplantae, Streptophyta, Pinopsida, Cupressales, Cupressaceae.
AAAAUAAACUCUACAAUUCAAUGGUAAAACGUCCGGGUCAGUGACUUGGACGGUGGUUUGGUAUUAUAAAGAGAGUUGCAGACAUAAUGGUCUGGAAGAAGAAAAUAUAGAAUUAUUGUUGUUGUUAAAGAUGAAGAUGCCGUCAAACGAGGAGGAGCUCCAGAUUUGCGUUCCGCCAUUGUUCAAAUGCCCGAUUUCGCUGGAACUAAUGACGGAUCCCGUCAGCCUGUGCACGGGAGUCACAUACGACAGGCCGUCAAUCGAAAAAUGGUUUGAACAGGGCAAUAAUACAUGUCCUGCAACAGCUCAGCUUGUGCAGACACAGGACCUUAUUCCAAACCACACGCUUCGGGGGCUUAUACACAAAUGGUGUUUUAGCGCCGAUUCGAAAUUACACACCCCGGAGCCCCUUGCGGAGCCCGCUACGGUGCGUCAAAUGGUGCAAAAUAUCGACGAGCGGAGCUCGUCCAGAAUUGACGCGCUCCGAAGCGUCAAAAAUCUGGCAAAUUUCGAGAGAAACAGAAGAUGCCUGAAAUCCGAGGGCGCUUUAGGGGCUCUGAUUCGGGUGCUCCAACAGUUCCGUUCUGAAGAUGACGGAGACGCCGCACAAGAAGCUGUCGCCGCCAUUGUUGCUUUUCCUGUAGAGGAAGUUAAUGCGAGGAAAGAGCUCAGCAGAGCUCCUGCGAUUCGAACCCUGGAAUGGGUGCUCGUUAAGGGGAAUUUGGAGUCGAGAAUAAGUACCGCGAGCUUGGUGGAAUCCCUGGCUAAUGCGGAUAAAUCCGCUGCGAAAGAAAUUGGGUCCAUUGAUGGAAUAACCGAUGGUCUUUUGAGUCUUUUUCAGCAGAAUCUCAUGUGUCCUGCCGCUGUCAGGAGUGGUCUCAAGGCGUUGCUUCCUCUGUGUGGUGUGGUUAAAAACAGGGCUACAAUAGCGAAUACUGAGGGCGCUGUUGCGGCUUUGAUUGAGCUCCUUCCUGGUGCUGAUAGAUCAAUGGCUGAGAUUUCUUUGGCUAUUUUGGAGGCUCUUUCUACGACAUCUGAAGGGCGUUGCUCCAUUGUUGCGCAUGCUCUGGCCGUGCCCACUGUUGUUAGAACUUUGCUUGUUGUUUCGGAUAAUGCUACUGAUUAUGGUGUGAGGAUUUUAUUGGCGAUCUGUUUUAAUUGUGGUGAAGAAGAGAUGCUCAGAGAAAUUGUGGAGAUGGGUACUUUUGAGAAGUUGCUGGUGGUGUUGCAGAUGGAGUGCGGGCAGAGAACGAAGCAUUAUGCUAAUCAGCUUCUCAGAAUUUUGUCUGCUCUACCAGAAAAUGGGUCGAGUAUGAAUGCGUUUUCUUCCACAGUUUAUGGUUAAUUAAUUCCGCCAUCAAUACGACCAGAAAAACAGAAAGGAAGAAAGUUUACACGUUUUUUAAUCGGCACAUUAAUUGUAACUAUAAUACAACAGUUAUAUUUAUAAAUCUAUCAUCCAGAACGAGUGGAAUAAUUGAACAUGGAAAAUUAUCAAUCCCGGAUUUUCAAAUCUUCCUGCUUACACUUGCAAUUCCGAACGGUUAAUUAAAAUU